Aspergillus glaucus CBS 516.65 is the source of this 563-nucleotide messenger RNA. RefSeq lists its product as uncharacterized. The transcript has 2 exons. The record is from RefSeq and is a predicted model, not a curated record. NCBI's taxonomy places the organism in Eukaryota, Fungi, Ascomycota, Eurotiomycetes, Eurotiales, Aspergillaceae. The coding region runs from base 56 to 505 and encodes 149 amino acids.
CCUCAACCUUCAUCGACAGCCGAUAUUUACAUGUCCCUCCCGAGGAAGAAAUAUCAUGCCACCCAUACCCAUCAUAGUGUGCGGCAAGUCUCCGCAUGUUUUGGUUGGUGUGAAAGAAGGCAUUAGGCCAAAAUAUGAGGUGAUCCAUGUCAUUAACUCCGUGGAGGCUGGAUUGAGGGAUAUUCCAUCUCUUCUGCGCGGACAGCCCCCUCCUUCCAAGGAGUGGGCAAAUCUCGGAACUCAAGAGUACGGAAAAAGGACAGCAGCAGUCGUGGCAGGAGGUGGAUAUAAUGACACGGACUUUGAGCAGCUCCGAAAAAGUUGCGAAGGGUUAAGCAGGGUGCCAUGGCUCCGCCACGACAUAAGCAAGGACAUCGAUCCAAGACAGCCUAGGCCAAAGGUUGGAAUUGAAUAUGGCGAGCAGAUUGCGAAGAAAAUAGUCCAUCGCUUGCAAGUCUUGGAAAAGGAUGGAAAGAUGGAUUUUGAUGGGAUCUAUUGGUUCUAGGCGAGCUAUAAUGAAGACAUCGGUUGAAUUGUCUAACAAACAAGGGUGCUAAGCCACA